Lytechinus variegatus (green sea urchin) is the source of this 503-nucleotide messenger RNA. RefSeq lists its product as uncharacterized. NCBI's taxonomy places the organism in Eukaryota, Metazoa, Echinodermata, Echinoidea, Temnopleuroida, Toxopneustidae. The transcript is spliced from 7 exons. The coding region runs from base 21 to 503 and encodes 160 amino acids. The record is from RefSeq and is a predicted model, not a curated record.
AUAUCAAUCAGAACCAGAGAAUGAAAGACAGGAUGGCAGAACCAGACAUCUUUGGUGUCCAACUAGAGGUGACGAGUCGUCUCUUAGAUGCCGAGAAGAGAAGAUUACAGGUCCUGUCUAAAGAGCUGAGAUCCAAACAACCUGAUGUCGUCCAAGAAUAUCAAGAUGCACGGAAGCAAAGAGACUUUGAAAGACGGAAAGCUUAUCUUGCACGCCUUCAAUUACAGCAUGAUGUGCUUGAGAGAGAAUUCCGAGAUGCAGCAUUGGGAAUGUACAAGAGAUAUCACAGGGGAGCUAAGUCACAGAGGAGCCUUCCCCAUCUUGGCAUCAAACAGACGAACAAAAACAGAGCUAAUCUAUCAAGGUCAUGGCUAAUAUCUGGGGCAGGACCCAAAACAGGAGGACUUGCUGUCAUCCAGGCCACCUCAAACAAGGAUGUAUCCCUGGUUGGUGACUGCUCUGGAGUUUUGGUCAUAUUCCUUGGUUUACCCGUGGACUACUGA